AUGGAGGGCUCCUCCAUUCACGAGAAGGAGGCAGAAAUUACCGGCAACAAUGAGGUCUACAUCGACCCUGUUGCUGAAAAGCGUCUUAUCAGGAAGCUCGAUCUCAUGCUGUCCCCGAUGAUGGUCUUGAUCUUCUUGGUGGCAUACCUGGAUCGUGCGAAUAUCGGAAACGCAGCUAUUGCUGGCAUGAAUGAGGAUCUCAAACUUACCGGCAACAAGUUGAACGUGGCUGUCACUUUGUUUUACGUGACCUACAUCGCCUUCGAAGUCCCCGCCUCACUCGCCUUGAAAAAGGCACGCCCGAGUCGCCUCAUCCCAUUCUUCAUCAUCAGCUGGAGCGCUGUUAUCAUUGGAGCAGCAUUCAUCAAGAACUACGCGAGCUUGUUAGCCACACGUCUUCUCCUUGGUGCCUUCGAGUCCGGCCUGUUCCCCUGCCUUACGCUCUACCUCAGUACUUUCUACCAGCCAUUGGAGCAAGCCCGCCGAGUAUCAUAUCUCUUUGUUGCAUCUGCAUUGAGCGGAGGUCUCGGUGGACUGCUUGCCUUCGGUCUUACAAACCUCCACGGAGCCAGCGGGUUGGCAGGAUGGCGUUGGCUCUUCCUUGUCGAGGGUAUCAUCUCUAUCGUAGUUGGAAUCGCGACCAUCUUCCUCCUUCCGGAUAACUUCGAGACCGCUUGGUGGCUCAACGAAGACGAGAAAACUAUCAUGCGUGCUCGUCAUGAGAACGCUCGCCUUUAUCAGGGCAAGUCCACUACAACCGAUGCACUUGAUCGUUCCGAGGUCAAAUUGGCUUUCAGGGACCCCAAGGUCUGGCUUAACUCAGCAUGCCAAUUCUGUGCCAAUACCUGCUCCUUCGGAUUCAGUACCUUCCUUCCUGUUAUCAUCCGCGGCUUCGGUUAUAGUUCAAUCAGGACCCAGCUGUUGACAGUUCCCGUAUACAUCUGGGCCAGUGUCGUCUACAUCACAGUCUCAUUUGCUUCCGAUCAUUUCAAUCGCAGAGCAUUCUUUAUGGUACCCAUGGCUUUGAUAACUGCUACGGGCUAUGCGCUAAUGCUGGGCCUACCGAUGACUUCGACCGGAGUCCUCUACUUCGCCACUUUUGUCACCGCCACCGGUAUCUACUGCGUCGUCGGCCUCAACGUAACCUGGAUUAUUAAUAGCAAUGCUGGAUACUUCAAACGAGCUACAGCAAUCGGGCUUCAGCAGACAAUUGGUAACAGUGCUGGCAUCAUGGCCGGUCAGAUCUACCGAAUCAAGAAUUCCGAGGGACGAUACGUCAUUGGGCAUGCCGUGUCUCUGACAACCAUAACUCUGGCUGCUUGUGGAUAUGCUACCAUGUACUUCCUGUUGCGUCGCUUGAACCGGAAGAGAGAAGCCAUGUCCAUUGAAGAGAGGGUCAGGGAGAUUGACUCUGGCAAGAUGGGAGACAGGCACCCGGAUUUCCGAUAUGUGUUGUGA
This is a messenger RNA of Aaosphaeria arxii CBS 175.79, 1458 nucleotides long. Its product is annotated as major facilitator superfamily transporter. Gene Ontology annotation, biological process: transmembrane transport. NCBI's taxonomy places the organism in Eukaryota, Fungi, Ascomycota, Dothideomycetes, Pleosporales. The transcript is spliced from 3 exons. The coding region runs from base 1 to 1458 and encodes 485 amino acids. Gene Ontology annotation, molecular function: transmembrane transporter activity. Gene Ontology annotation, cellular component: membrane. The record is from RefSeq and is a predicted model, not a curated record.